CUUGUCUCCGGCGCUCGCCUUCUGCCUCCUUCUCAGCAGUUCUUUGCUUGCUCACCGUCGGCCGCGAUGGCCAGCACACAGCGCCUGCUGCUGCUCUUCGCCCUCGCCGCCGGCGCACACGCGCACGGGCAUCACCAUGAGCUCUCCGACGCGGACAUGCACAAGCCCAUUGAUGCGAUCCUAUGGAUUCACAUCUUUCUCCAGGCUGCGAUAUGGGGCGUCCUGUUCCCGACGGGAAUGGUCUUGGGCCUCAGCAAGAGCAGAUGGCAUGUUCCACUACAGGCGACGGGGAUCGCGCUCACCCUCGGUGGUUACAUCCUGGGCCAUGCUCACAAGGGCCGCGCCUUCCUGGCCGGCGCGCACGGCAAAUUCGCGAACAUCCUCCUCAUCCCCAUCCUCACCCAGCUCUGCCUCGGCAUCUACCUCAAGUUGCACAUUCACGAGAAGUCGCUGCGGCCGUACGCCGUGAAGGUACACGGGCUCGUCGGGAAGACGUAUCCCAUACUCGGCUGGACGCAGAUGCUGUUCGGCGCGAUCACGUUCCGGGGGUACUGCCGCGGGGGUCACCUUGGACAGUGCUUGGCCCACUACAUCAUGGGGAGUGGGUUCAUUGCGUACGGGACUAUAAUGGCUAUCAUCCUGCUCGUUGGCGAGUCCUGGGUGAGACGAAGUGGGAGGAGUCCGGAAUGGUGGGACUCAUGGGUUAUCAUGCUUUGGGGUAUCGUCAACACCUUCACCGAACAUCACGGCGGUGAUUGGUCCGUAAAGGACAUGCAACACACUAUCCUCGGCGUCCUUUGGUGGGCCGGUGGCAUGCUCGGCAUAUUCCUCGCGCGCAACAACCAGCGAAAUGUCGUUCCUGCCUUGAUUAUCAUCCUCACCGGCUGGGCAAUGGCGAACCACGCUCAAGCGUUGAUGAUCUCUACCGAGGUCCACAGCAUGUUCGGCCACACCCUCUUCGGCGCCGGCCUCGCGCGCAUCAUCGAGAUCGCCGUCUUCGCGCCCAACUACGCCGCCCACGAGGGUAGCACCACCGACGCAGACGAUGCGCAUUCCGACCACACACUGACCGUUGGGGACUCUUUGUCUCGCACCAUGGCCGCACGGGCUUUCAGACACUUGCCGCCCUACUUGCUUACCGCUGCUGGCAUUUUGUUCAUGAGCGGGACGGACGAGGAGCUGAAGGUGGCGAACGACGCGGGGAUGGAUCAUGUGACGUAUAUUUUGAUUAUGUUCAGUUUAUCCUUCGUCAUCUACACCCUCAUUGUCGGCCUCAUCAACCUCUACGCCACGUCGGGGCGGAAUGCGCCGAACGCGGCGGGCGCGAAGGGCGUGGACGAGGGCGGGAUCGAGCUCUCGUCGCCGACGGGGAUUAGGAAUAAUUGGUACUCCCGCGUGCCAAACGCUGCCGACGCGCCAGAGCGGGAACCCAUCGCUCAUCAUGUCAUUGGGGAGGAUGAGGACUAAGCAUGGUUCGAUCCCUCUCGGGGAGCAAACCGAGUCGACGCUGGAGCACCUACCUGGCAUCGAAGGAGACGAAGUUGUGUAUUGAGAUCCAGGUCGACUGUCUGAAAAUCAUAGACGUGGUAGUCGACCCUGGUUCACGUCGAGGUAUGUAGCGCGAACGAGAGCUUAGUUGUCCUGCUUUGCUGUACGACCGAUCUAUCCUCGAGAAUAUGUAUAAUGCUUUGUAUACCUAAUGACAUUGCUUGUGGAUCU
Messenger RNA from Schizophyllum commune H4-8, 1719 nucleotides. RefSeq lists its product as uncharacterized. Lineage: Eukaryota; Fungi; Basidiomycota; Agaricomycetes; Agaricales; Schizophyllaceae. Bases 67 to 1467 code for a protein of 466 amino acids. The transcript is spliced from 10 exons. The record is from RefSeq and is a predicted model, not a curated record.